AUGGCGGCGGCCGCGCUGAGGCGCCCGGCGGAGGACAGUGUGACCUUUCGUGAUGUUGCUGUGCACUUCUCAUGGGAGGAGUGGCGCCUCAUCAGUGAGGCUCAGAGACAACUGUACCUGCAUGUGAUGCUGGAGAACUUUGCACUUAUAUCCUCUCUGGGUUGCUGCUGUGGAACAGAGGAUGUGAAAGCACCCACUGAACAGAGCAUUUCUGUAAGUGUGUCACCUACAGGGAGUUCUAAGGGAGCUUCAUCUUUGCAGAAGACCCACCCCUGUGAGAGUUGUCGGCCAAUCUUGAGAGACAUUUUCCUCUUGGUUGAGCAGCAGGGAACACAACACAGCCAGAAACUGCUGAGGUGUGGGGCAUGUGCAAAGCCAUUUUAUUUCAGUGUAAAGUGUGACCAACAACAGGAGCAGCCCAUGAGAGAGAAACCCUUCAGAAGUACUGUGCACACAGCCUCACGUGUGAAGAGCUGCGGAAACCACCAGUCAGGGAACCCCUUUACCUGUGGGGAGGUUGAGAAGGACUUCCUGGCUAGCCUGGGACAUAAGCAGCAACAGGCCACUCAAAUUAGGGAGGAGUCAAACAAAAUCACCCAGUUUACAACUUCACAAAGCAGGAAAUGUGAUUAUACUUGGGAAGAAUGCAAGAAAGCUUUCAGCUCCAUAUUCACACUUGUUCAGGACCAGCGUGUUCACACUGAAAGACAGUGUUUUAUGUGCCUUGAAUGUGGGGAAGCAUUCAAGUAUACAUCUUUAUUCGUUGCCCACCUGAAUGUCCACACUCAAGAAAGGCUUCAUGUGUGUUGUGAAUGUGGAAAAUCCUUUAGGAGAAGCUCAACUCUCAGUGAAUAUCAGGGAAUUCCAACUUGGGAAAAACAGCCCAGGUGCAGCAAAUGUGGGAAAUUUUUAAGCCACAGAUCAGCUUUAAUUUAUUCCCAGAGAGGGCUCGAUGGAAACAAGUUUGUGUGCCAUAAAUGUGUGAAAUCUUUGAGUCAUAGUUCAGUGUGCAUUCAACCUGGACAAAGGCCUUACAGGUGUAGUGACUGUAUAAAAUCUUUUACCUCCAACUCUGCCCUUAGUUAUCAUCAGAGAUCUCACAAAGGUGAAAAGCCUUAUGAAUGCAGUGAAUGUGGGAAAUCUUUUACCAGGAUUUACAACUUUCAUUGUCAUCAGAGAUCUCACAGAGAAAAACCUUAUGAAUGCAGUGAAUGUGGGAAAUCUUUUACCAGGAUUUACAACUUUCAUAGUCAUCAAAGAUCUCACAGAGAAAAGCCUUAUGAAUGCAGUGAAUGUGGGAAAUCUUUUACCAGGAUUUACAGCUUUCAUUGUCAUCAGAGAGUUCACACUGGAGAAAGGCCUUAUGAGUGUUAUGAAUGUGGGAAAUUCUUUAAGCAAUCAUCUCACCUCUCAAGACACCAGAGAAUUCAUAAUAGAAAGCAUCCUUAG
Molecule: messenger RNA, 1449 nt
Organism: Molossus molossus (Pallas's mastiff bat)
Lineage: Eukaryota; Metazoa; Chordata; Mammalia; Chiroptera; Molossidae
Product: zinc finger protein 211-like
Exons: 3
Coding region: 1-1449 (482 amino acids)
Biological process (GO): negative regulation of transcription by RNA polymerase II
Molecular function (GO): DNA-binding transcription repressor activity, RNA polymerase II-specific
Source: RefSeq, a predicted model, not a curated record